UAUACAUUCCCCUCAUAUCUCACACCAUAUUCCCCAUCGCACACGCAUACAGCGCCAGUACAGUAUCCCCCGCCGCACAAGCCCACAAAACACGUCAACUCAAGCCACUGGUUUCGAGCCUUUCCCACACCAUAUCUUCCAUGUCCUUGACAUCCAACUUUUCCUUUCCCCAAUCCUUUUCUGUCGAUACGAACCAUCAAUCCGCUUGCUCCAUCCCCUCUCCUCCUUCCCUUUCUUCAGGCAGAACCUCGCCAGACUUUGACUUUGAGUCAUUUACCCACUACUCGCCCAACGCGUCUUCACUCGUUGACGAGAUUGACUCGGCCGACCUUCACAAAGAGUCUUCUUCCACUCCACCAUCUACCGAUCUGGUCUCUCCACGAUCCUCUAUCGCCGACAUCUCUCAGAUCCAGCCGCCUACUCAGGUUGGAGAGCUAGAUACUGCAGAAGCCCUCAGUAAACAUCAUCUUCAGCGUUACCUUCACUACAAAACGCUUGCCGCCCGCGCCGAAGCAGACCGCGCCAUUGUCGUUCACCAGCAAAUUCAAUCACAUACUCCAGACGACGAGUUUGACGCCCUGUUUUCUGCGUGUGACAAAUCCUCAGUUGGGUUGAUGCCUGACGGGUCCGCAAAUUCUACCUUUUUCAAAGACGCUGCCGUUUCUGGUGACAACCAUAACAACAUGCUUGCCUAUCAGUCGCACAUGGUUCAGCCUACCUACUACCAGAUGGGUCAGGCCGUGCCCAACUGGCAGCAGUCUGACGGGUUUUAUCAUCCUCAGCCUUCCCAAGUUGCUCUGCACAACGCACAAGCUCAAGCGCAUCUUCAGGCUGCAGAGGUCGCGCGGUUCCAGGCUGAGCAGCAUCGCAUGAACAUGUCCAACUUUUAUGUUCCGGUUUCUGCUGCUCCUCGCUCUUCGUAUGACGCUCCUCAAAAUGCGCCAUCCUUUGCUGGUCAAUCGAUAUCCAAUCUUACCAACCAAUCGCCUUCUUAUUCGUCCACAACCUCUUACCCCGUGUCCAACGUUGUUAUGGACAGGACGUCUUCAAUGUCUGGUCUUACUACUGUUGCGGUCAGCAGACGAGCUAGCGAAGAAGGUGAAGAAGAGUUGGCGUAUUCCUCAGAAGAAGACGCCAAGCCAAAUGUCGCGUCGAUUCCCGUUGCCAACGUGCACGGUGGUGGUAGGGGAUAUGUGCCUGGUCAGACUCCUGAUGACCCCAAAAAGAAGCACAAGUGCCAGGUCUGUGGUCGCGGUUUUGCUAGAGCUUUUAAUCUCAAGUCUCACAUCCAAACUCACAAUCCUCUCCGUGCUAAACCUUAUCAGUGCCCCCACGCCACGUGCAAGCGCGGCUUUUCUCGUCUUCAUGACCUCGAACGUCAUCGACAGGGCAUCCAUUCCGAUGGUCCCCUCGUUGAUGCCAAGCGCCAUGGUGUAACACCCGCGGUCGCCCGUGCCCAAAACAGGAUCCAGAAGCGAGCCGAAUCAGGAAGUCUCAUAUAGCCGUCUUAUGACGGCGCAACAAAUAAACGGGAACUGCUUAUCGCGUUCCACCCGAGACUUUUCUUUUCCUUUUUCGACCCCUCGUCUUCUUGUUCUCUUUUUUGCGAACUUGUCUUCUCCUCUCCGACUCUACCUUUUAUGCGGCAAUACCGAGUCUUUUCCUCUCUUGUCGCUUUCUCCAUUCCCGCUCGUCUUUCAUUUAUCCGUUAUCUCUCUCGAUCCCGACUACCGACAUUCGUCUUGUUUUGCCGAACAAACCUCCAAAAUGCAGCGCCGCCGCCAUUUGGCGGCAUUCCAAGUCGAGCUGCUUGUUCGUGCAACAUUAUGUGUCCUGGUCGAGAAGAAGAUGGCGUAAGUGAAGAGUAUGGAGAAAGCGUCGAGGAGCUCGCUCUUCGAGUGAGUACAGACGUGGGGUAUAUGCGGCUUUGAUAGUCGGCACCCAAUUCUCUUUUGCUGCCAUUCAGCAUUCGACAACUGUGUCUUUUUUUUAUUUCUCAUUUCAUCAAUCCACCCUCCACUUCCAUAUCUAUCGUCCAUCGCUCUAUCUAUUCACAUUUCUUUUGCACCACACGACAAUUGACCGCCUCAUCCAUCCCGCGACCCCCCCUUUCCCUCGACAUUAUAGCUUUCCGGCAACACCGCUUUUGUUUUAACACAAUUUUUCUUUUUUUGAUCUAUUUUUUAAUAUUGUUUCAUAGCGGUGCUUUUUUAUUUGCUCGGAAGCUGUCGGAGAGAGGCUAGGGUGAGCCUAGUGAUAGGAUCUUGGACCGUCGACGUGUUAUGUGCCUUUAUUAUUCCGAUUUCUGUCUGUAUUUAUAUUUGCGUAAUAGAUUAGCCCCCCAAAAAAACAAGUAAAAAGCCUGCGCUGGUGAUGUAUACACUAUCGGCGAGA
Messenger RNA from Cryptococcus deneoformans JEC21, 2394 nucleotides. RefSeq lists its product as hypothetical. The transcript has 2 exons. The coding region runs from base 141 to 1502 and encodes 453 amino acids. The record is from RefSeq and is a predicted model, not a curated record. NCBI's taxonomy places the organism in Eukaryota, Fungi, Basidiomycota, Tremellomycetes, Tremellales, Cryptococcaceae.